GUUUACCAAGAAUCUCUCUCCAGACAAAAUCAACCUGAGCACGCUGAAAGGGCAGGGGCAGCUCACCAACCUGGAGCUGGAUGAAGAGGUGCUGCAGAAUGUGCUGGAGCUGCCCACCUGGCUGGCCAUCACUCGGGUCUACUGCAACAAGGCGUCUAUCCGGAUCCAGUGGACAAAGCUGAAAACACACCCAAUCUGCCUGUACCUGGAUAAAGUGGAGGUAGAGAUGCGAACAUGUGAAGAGCCUCGGCCGCCCAACGGACAGUCUCCCAUUGCUCUUGCUGCAGGUCAAAGUGAAUAUGGCUUUGCUGAAAAGGUGGUGGAGGGGAUGUUUAUUGUGGUCAAUUCCAUCACCAUCAAGAUUCACUCCAAGGCCUUUCAUGCUUCUUUUGAGCUGUGGCAGCUCCAAGGCUACAGCGUCAACCCAAACUGGCAACAGAGCGACUUGCGACUCACCCGCAUUACCGAUCCGCAGAGAGGAGAGGUUUUGACAUUCAAAGAGCUCACCUGGCAGACACUUCGGAUAGAAGCAGAUGCCACUGACAAUGGCGAUCAGGAUCCUGUUACCACUCCUCUGAGACUCAUUACCAACCAAGGGAGGAUCCAGAUCUCUCUCAAGAGACGGACCAAAGACUGCAAUGUGGUGGCGUCUAAGCUGAUGUUCCUCCUUGAUGACCUGCUCUGGGUGCUGACGGACUCUCAGCUGAAAGCGAUGAUGAAAUACGCGGAGUCUCUGAGUGAAGCCAUGGAGAAGUCUGCGCAGCAGAGGAAAAGCUUGGCACCAGAGUCUGUGCAG
This is a messenger RNA of Eurypyga helias (sunbittern), 796 nucleotides long. Its product is annotated as UHRF1-binding protein 1-like. Gene Ontology annotation, molecular function: histone deacetylase binding. NCBI's taxonomy places the organism in Eukaryota, Metazoa, Chordata, Aves, Eurypygiformes, Eurypygidae. The annotation marks the transcript as partial. The record is from RefSeq and is a predicted model, not a curated record. The transcript is spliced from 6 exons.